AUGGCCACAACAAGCUCAACCAAGACGGCCGAGCUCAAUGUGGGUGGUAGCAAAUAUGAAGUUUCCAGGUCCUUGAUUGAACAAUAUCCCGACACAAUGCUGGCUCGUCUCGUAUCCGAGACUUGGCAAAGAGAUGAACAAGAAAUCUUCAUUGAUCGGUCGGGUCUUCGCUUUCAGUACGUGUUGGACUACAUGAGAGACAAAAAGGUGCAUGUGGGUCUUGGCAUCCUCGUGGCUGCAAUCAAAACAGAGUUACAGUACAGUACUUUGGCUUUGAAAGCAUCCCUCAGGACGCGAUUGAUGGAGGCUGUUCCAGUCUACAGGCUGCCAAGCACAUGUUCCAAACCGCGGAGGACUACAAAGCAACAAUCCAGGAGCUAG
This is a messenger RNA of Seminavis robusta, 381 nucleotides long. Lineage: Eukaryota; Bacillariophyta; Bacillariophyceae; Naviculales; Naviculaceae. The record is from the annotation of a GenBank genome assembly.